Ostrinia furnacalis (Asian corn borer) is the source of this 2030-nucleotide messenger RNA. RefSeq names its product dopamine D2-like receptor. The record is from RefSeq and is a predicted model, not a curated record. Gene Ontology annotation, molecular function: dopamine neurotransmitter receptor activity, coupled via Gi/Go; G protein-coupled receptor activity. Gene Ontology annotation, biological process: G protein-coupled receptor signaling pathway. NCBI's taxonomy places the organism in Eukaryota, Metazoa, Arthropoda, Insecta, Lepidoptera, Crambidae. Gene Ontology annotation, cellular component: plasma membrane. The transcript has 8 exons. The coding region runs from base 42 to 1781 and encodes 579 amino acids.
CAACACCUGCCAAAGAAUCAAAUAAAUCACAAACUUAAACCAUGAAUGGAGAACGAGAGAAUCUUCAAGAAAUUCAAAUGGACCUACCCAAAAGCAUAUGCUCGAACGGGUGCCAAAACGCGAGCAAACUCACCGCAUUCCAACUCAGACCACCUGACCCCAACGACUCCUUCCUCCACCGUUCAUUCACGAACGAAAGAACGAACGAGACCGACAUAAGAAUGGCAUUAGACUUAAACGACUCAUUCAGUGAACUGUACGGCUUCGACAGAGUCAACGGGACUUUUUUAAAUUGCACAUUUGGAAAUGGAACGUGUGCUAGUGACGUGCAAAGUUAUAACUUCUGGGCGUUAUCGUUGUUGGUGUUCCCGUUAUUAACGUUAUUCGGCAACGUGUUAGUUAUUAUGAGUGUGUCUAGGGAGCGCAGCUUGCAGACUGCGACGAACUAUUUCAUAGUGAGCCUGGCGGUGGCGGAUUUGUUAGUGGCUGUUGUAGUGAUGCCUUUUGGAGUUUAUUAUCUGUUCAAUGCUGUAUGGGGUCUGCCAGCGGUGGUCUGCGACUGCUACAUCGCGAUGGACGUCACGUGCUCCACCUCCAGUAUAUUUAAUCUGGUCGCCAUAUCUGUGGAUAGGUACAUAGCUGUAACGCAGCCAAUAAAGUACGCCAAGCACAAAAGCAACGGCCGGGUAUGGCUCAUGAUCGGUGUGGCGUGGCUGGUCUCCGGGGCUAUUGGCUCCCCCAUAGUCCUGGGGCUCAACAACACCCCGGACAGAAGCCCCGACCAGUGCCUCUUCAAUAACACCAACUACGUUAUAUACUCGUCACUGGGGUCCUUUUAUAUACCGUGCAUCAUCAUGAUGUUUCUAUAUUACAAUAUUUUUAAGGCCAUAAGGCAAAGAGCGAAAAAGCAGAGGAUAGCCAAGAAGACGUCAUCAGCUCUCGGGUCUGCGGUCUCCAGCGGGACAGCGGCUGUCGUCAUCGAGAACCUGGCCCAGACGCAGAGGUUCGACGGCUCCUACCAAGAAGAUAAGCCUACGAAUACUGCGUCGGGGAGUAACGAGGAUGAUGACGAUGAGAACUUUAGAACAGAGAUGGGCGCGUAUGCAGAGGAGUUGGCAACCACCAGGUCGGCAAGGUUCAUGCUGGCAGCUGUUGUUGAGGAGACUGGCCUAAUAAUGGCCAACCUCGCCUCGCCAAUCCCAAUGAUGGACCCGAACACCAACAACGAUUCGGGCUACGCCCCGUCCAACAUAGACGGCGAUGCGAAGGAGCACACGCCUCCUGCUUCUCCCACGCAGAAGGAUCAGAAGAAAGAAGACAAGGAAGAAGAAAAGGAAGAAAAGGGAGAAGGAGAAAAGACUGACGCGCCGAAGAAACCGGAGUUGAAGAAGAAACUCAGCCGCCUAAGCAGCAGCUCCAUCAUAUCUACUCCCCGGAGGAGGUUCAGGAGUGCAGCCUCUGCAGCCAGGUUCACAAUCUUCAGGGCCAACAGGGUCGGGAAGCUCCGAGCCAAGUCCUUCGCUAAGAAAGAAAAGAAAGCCACCCAGACGCUUGCUAUUGUUUUAGGUGUCUUCUUAUUCUGCUGGGCGCCAUUCUUCACCUGCUCCGUCCUCGACGCCCUGUGCACCAAGUUCGACCUGUCCUACUCUCCAGGGGUCACCGCCUUCAUCCUCACCACGUGGCUCGGCUACAUCAACUCCUUCCUCAACCCAGUCAUCUACACCAUCUUCAACCCGGAGUUCCGAAAGGCAUUCAGGAAGAUACUCCAUUGCGGCACCUAGCCCUUGGACUUUUAUUUUGUAUAUAACUAAAGCAUCCCACGUCCUCCAAUGUUGACAGCAUUAUGGCCCAGAGAGCCUUGACAAAGUGGCAUUGGGGACAGUUUUCGAAAUCGUUUCACGCAGCGAAAUACUCAACUUUCGAAGCGAUUUCGAAAUUACAACUAUCAAGUUUGUAGUUAUUUCCUUGUCUUGUCUAGGGGGGCGGUUCCUUAAUUCGUGACUGUUUAAGAACCAUUUUGGUGCCAUUUU